AUGGGUACAACGGCCAGCACUGCCCAGCAGAUGGUCUCAGCGGGCGCCCCCUUUGAGGGCCUUCAGGGCGGUGGCACAAUGGACGGGCGGCACUCAGUCAGCGUCCACUCCUUCCAGACCACGGGCUUGCACAACAGCAAGGCCAAGUCCAUCAUCCCCAAUAAGGUGGCACCCGUCGUGAUCACAACUGUCCCUAAGGAAGGGGCUGGCACAGUUUUUCUCUGGUUUACUCCUGGUGCCCCAGCUGUGACUCCCUACUCCGGCCCCUUCCUCUUGAGCUUCCCCUGGGGGGAUGUUACCUCCUACACGAAGCCUUCUCUGAUUUCCCCUCAGGAGUUUUCUUUCCUCUCCCUGGCACUCUGUGACACUCUUCCACUGAUCACAGGCCGCUACUUCAUGGUGCGUGACGUUGCUGACAAGAUGGAUGUGCUGGGCACCGUGGGCAGCUGUGGGGCCCCCAACUUCCGGCAGGUUCGGGGUGGGCUUCCUGUGUUUGGCAUGGGGCAGCCCAGUCUCUCGGGUUUCGGGCAGGUCCUCCAGACACUGCAGAAGGAUGGGCACAGGUACAACACCGAGGACCUGCGGGGGGAGCCCCACACCGUGGCCAUCCGGGGCGAGGAUGACAUGCAUGUGACUGAGGAGGUGUAUAAGCGGCCCCUAUUCCUGCAGCCCACCUACAGGUACCAUCGCCUACCUCUGCCAGAGCAAGGGGCCCCCCUGGAAGCCCAGUUUGAUGCCUUUGUCAGUGUCGUCCGGGAGACCCCCAGCCUGCUGCUGCUCCGUGACUCCCCUGGGCCUCCCCCCGCCCUCCUCUUCAGCUGCCAGACGGGCGUGGGCAGGACCAACCUGGGCAUGGUCCUGGGCACCCUCAUCCUGUUUCACCGCAGUGGGCCCGCCCCGCGCCCAGAGGCUGUCUCCCUGCAGACCAAACCCUUACCCAUGGAGCAGUUCCAGGUGAUCCAGAGCUUCCUCCGCACGGUGCCCCAGGGGAGGAAGAUGGUAGAGGAGGUGGACAGAGCCAUCACUGCCUGUGCAGAGUUGCAUGACCUGAAGGAAGUGGUCUUAGAAAACCAGAAGAAGCUGGAAGGCAUCCGGCCUGAGAGCCCAGCCCAGGGAAGCAGCAGCCAGCACAGUCUCCGGCAGAGGACGCUGCGGAGCCUGGAGCGAUACUUCUACCUGAUCUUAUUUAACUACUAUCUCCACGAGCAGUACCCGCUGGCCUUUGCCCUCAGUUUCAGCCGCUGGCUGUGUGCCCACCCGGAGCUGUACCGCCUGCCCCUGACGCUGAGCUCAGUGGGGCCCGUGGCCCCCGGGGAACUCAUCGCCAAGGGCUCCCUGGGGAUGGACGAUCUUGUCUCCCCGGAUGCACUCAGCACCAUCAGAGAGAUGGACGUGGCCAACUUCCGGCGGGUGCCCCGCGUGCCCAUCUAUGGCACGGCCCAGCCCAGCGCCAAGGCCCUGGGGAGCAUCCUGGCCUACCUGACUGAUGCCAAGAGGAAGCUGCGGCAGGUGGUGUGGGUCAGCCUGAGGGAGGAGGCCGUGCUGGAGUGUGAUGGGCAGACCCACAGCCUGCGGUGGCCGGGGCCCCCCAUGGCCCCUGACCAGCUGGAGAACUUGGAGACCCAGCUGAAGGACUUCGACCGCCUGCUUGAGGCCCUGCGGGCUGCCCUCACCAAGGACCCGGGCACUGGCUUCGUGUUCGGCUGCCUCAGCGGCCAGGGCCGCACCACAACUGCGAUGGUGGUGGCUCUGCUGGCCUUCUGGCACAUCCGGGGCUUUCCCGAGAUGGGUGAGGAGGAGCUCGUCAGCGUGCCUGACGCCAAGUUCACCAAGGGCGAAUUUGAGGCCAAGGCAGCCAAAGAGGAGCAGGAGGCACGGAGGCUGCAGCUGAGGAGCCUGCAGUAUCUGGAGCGCUACGUCUACUUGAUUCUCUUCAAUGCUUACCUCCAUCUGGAAAAGGCCAGCUCCUGGCAGAGGCCCUUCAGCACCUGGAUGCGGGAGGUGGCCUCAAAGGCUGGCGUCUACGAGAUCCUCAACCAGCUGGGCUUCUCCGAGCUCGAGGACACGGAGGCCCAGCCCUUCUCGAAGCUCCGCUACAGGUGGCAGGAGUGGAGCCGAAGCCCCGAGCCCCCCACUGGGGAUUCCUUGUAG
Messenger RNA from Trichechus manatus latirostris (Florida manatee), 2151 nucleotides. It is a transcript of the gene PALD1, whose product is annotated as phosphatase domain containing paladin 1. Bases 1 to 2151 code for a protein of 716 amino acids. The transcript is spliced from 18 exons. Lineage: Eukaryota; Metazoa; Chordata; Mammalia; Sirenia; Trichechidae. Gene Ontology annotation, cellular component: cytoplasm. The record is from RefSeq and is a predicted model, not a curated record. Gene Ontology annotation, molecular function: protein tyrosine phosphatase activity.